This is a messenger RNA of Drosophila takahashii, 2207 nucleotides long. It is a transcript of the gene Osi24, whose product is annotated as Protein Osi24. The record is from RefSeq and is a predicted model, not a curated record. Lineage: Eukaryota; Metazoa; Arthropoda; Insecta; Diptera; Drosophilidae. Gene Ontology annotation, cellular component: membrane.
UUCGCGAGCUCAGCAACAGACGCAGACGUGCGAUAAAUCCAAGGAAAGCUAGUUUGCGGUCCCAGAAACCCAUCGAUAAUAAUAACUGCCAAAAUAACAGUGGCGUGUGCUGCACUGUCUAAAAGUGGGGCCAUUGUUUGUACUGGCAAAUACUCGGUGAUCAGUGGAUCAAAGUGCUGUUAAAGUGAAACGAGCUGUGGCGACUGCAUUGACAAAGGAAGUGAGUGAACGGGUUUCGGCCAGUAUUUUCACCAGGCCAAAUCGGAGAGCCGACGCUGAGCGUCAGUGAAUGCAAUUCCAUUUUCGAAACACACAGAAACGAAAGUCUGGCGAAGAAAGUUCUCCGACGACGAAUGCAAAAAUCGAAUUGCCAGUUAACUGAGUAAACCAGAAACUCCUGCAGGAAUUACACGGCCCAGAGUGCGAGAAGAAACCUGAACCGAAUCGAAGCACGGACCCUGGCAUGCGAGUGCAGUUGCAAGGCGAAGGAUAAUGAAAAUGGGGAGCCAGGACAUCGACGGAGCGAAAUUAAAAGCAAACAGCCACAGGAAGCGGCGAUGCAGUCCGCUGCUGAAUGGCAUUAUCUUGCUCUACAAAGUGGCGAUGAUAUCAGCAUCAGCAGAUGUUCCCGAACCGGCAGCCCCCUACAGUCAGCCCCUCACCACGAUGGCCGGACAGCCGCGCAACGAUGACACCUUCCGUCCCAUCCUGCCCAUCGACAUCAGUCCGGAGUUCAUUUCCCGUAACGUCUUCACCAAGUCGGGGCAAUAUAGGGUCUUCCAGCCGGCGGAGACUGAGAGCGAUCUUCGCCUGACGGUGGCCAUGAGGCGCCGGAACUUCAAGCAUCCCUCGGACUCACCCAGAAAUGAGGAGCCCACGGGUUCACCAGUCAACGCGAGCCACUCCUCCGCCUCAAUUGAAGCCGAGCUGAAGGGCCUGGAGGAUCUGCUGGUGGACUAUGUGGAGCAGUUCUUCAGCCAGGGAAAAUAUGAGCCCACCCCCGGGUUGAUCUUAGCCCUUCAGCAGAACCACUCGCACACACAAACUCAGACUGGCCAACGCACCACUCGCAGCAUUUUGGAGGACACCAAUAUCGAGCUGAAUGUUCCCAGAGCCUUCGAGAGUGCUCGGCUGCUUUUCUUCAGCGGCUUGAAGAAGGUUAUGUGGCCCAUCUACAUGGGUCUGCAAGUGCUGAAGAGCGUGCUGUUUGCCAUGUUCCUGCCGACCAUCAUAAGCAGUGUUAGCCGGCUGAUUGGCAAGGGCAUCACUUCCGGUUCGGCUGGCUCGGUGCCGCUGUUCAUCCGCCCCAUGGAACCGCCGCAGGAACUGGACUUCCGGGACAACAGCAUGAACUUCGAUGACGACAGCAAGUUCUCCUUGGCGGACGAGGGCAAAACUCCAGCUGGCUACGAGUACAACGCAGAGGCUUCCCAGCAGCAAGCGCAAUAUGCUCAGGUCAAUGGGAAUUCGGUGAAUCAGGCCACUCUUUCGCGCUACGGGGGCCAGCAGAUGAUGCAGGACACGUAUCUGAGUGCUCUGCAGAGCAUAGGAGCCGCAUCCUUUAAGAACUCCCAGAGCAUGUCGGGAUCCUUCAGCGCCGGAGCUGGAGGUGGUGCUCCUGGAAUGACGAAGAAGCCAACGCCGGCGGUGAUGAACACGUUCCAGAGCUUCCAGAAGGUUCCGAGCUCAUCGCUGCUGCUCUCCAACUACGAUCCCUUCUACAGUCCCCUGCUUUCCCGACUGGACUCGGUGUUUGGCCAGCUCAAGCUGAAUCCUGAGAACGAGGCUUGCCGCGAGAAACUCAUCUGCCUGAUGUACGCCAACCCCGCAAAGUAUGCUCCGUACAGCAACCUGGUCUCCGCCCAACUGAGCAGGGAACUGAACGAGCUGCGGAAGCCGACCUCCGACAACCCGGACAUUCUGCGGUUCUUCAAGUACAUGCGGGCGGCAAAGGACGGCCAGGAUGGCAUCGACUGCGACGAGUCCUUCGCCAAGUGCAAGGAGCUAAAGGACUUCGAAAAUCCGGCCAUGCUGUCCACCUACAACGACAUCAACAAACUGGUCCAGGCCCGCAAACUGGCGUAGACGGGGUCGAAAAGUCACGAAUGACAUUCCUGGGCGGGGGUCACAGAUGACAGCCAAGUAAAGUUUGCGGGAGUAAUGUCAAAAGUCCGUCCGACUGGAUGUAAUUAUGCAAAUCGUACUUU